Prorocentrum cordatum is the source of this 2109-nucleotide messenger RNA. NCBI's taxonomy places the organism in Eukaryota, Dinophyceae, Prorocentrales, Prorocentraceae. The record is from the annotation of a GenBank genome assembly.
AUGCAGCGCCUCGACCUCGGCAGCAGCUGCAUCGGAGCCACGGGCGCGGUCGCCCUGGCCGCGGCCAUCAAGAUCAGCUUGUCUAUGCAGCACCUCGACCUGGCUGGUAACAGCAUCAAGGACGAGGGCGCGGCCAAGCUGGCCGCGGCCCUGAAGGUUAGCGCCUCCAUGCAGCGCCUUGACCUUUCUCAGAACAGCAUCGAGGCCGAGGGCGCGGCCGAGCUGGCCGCUGCUCUGAAGGUGAGCUUGUCCAUGCAAUUCCUCGACCUUGCUGGUAACACCAUUCGGGACAAGGGCACAGCCGAGCUGGCCGCGGCCCCGAAGGCCAGCUUCUCCGUGCAACGCCUUGACCUCUCUCGGAACGACAUUGGGUCCCAGGGCGCGGCCAGAUUGGCCGCGGCCCUGGAGGUCAGCACCUCCAUGCUGCACCUGGACCUGACUGCUAACAGCAUCGAGGCCGAGGGUGCGGCCGAGCUGGCCGCGGCCCUGAAGGUGAGCACCUCAAUGCAGCGCCUCGGCCUUUCUCAGAACGGCAUCGGGUCCGAAGGCGCGGCCGAGCUGGCGUUGGCCCUGAAGGCCAGCACCUCCAUGCAGUCCCGCAUCCUCUGCAGCAACAGCAUCGGGGACUGGGGCACGGCCGAGCUGGCCGCGUCCCUGAAGGUGAGCACCUCCAUUCAGAGCCUCGUUCUUUCUGAUAACUCCAUUGGAGACGAGGGCGCGACCGAGCUAGCCGCAGCCCUGAAGGUCAGCGACUCCAUACAAUCCCUCGACCUCACGAUGAAUUUGAUUACAGACAAGGGCGCCUCUAAGCUGGCGGGCGCCUGGGUCGAGCGGGUCACUCAUCGUUUGCCCCCGGUCUCAUUGGUCCUAGACGAAGAUCCAACCGUCAAUUUUCAGUCUGUUCUUGGGGAUCGCCUUCGCAAGCACAUGGACGAGACGGAGAAGCACCAGGUGAUGAUUAUCCGGCUGGCCGCUUGCUUGGUCUUCGUCAUCAUUGUCGGAUUGUUCGCUUGGCAGAACCGCGCCCAGCUGGGCAGCACAUGCCAGCGAAUCUCCGAACGCCUUUUCCCUGAGACCCUAGACAUACCCGGUCUGUCCGACCGUUCUCCGCGGGACACUCGAGUCAUGGCUUGGGUAGAGAUGGUGAGCUCGGCGCGCAGCGCUACAGCAGCUGGAGUGAGCCUGGCCACAUCGCAGACCCAACCUGUGAGGCGCACUGUCGCGAACACGUCUGCAAAUGGCGCCAAGUUCGAGACGGGGGAGUUCAAGACAGGGCGUCCCAAAUUAGCCGCUGGAGGAGUGCCUGAUUUCGUCAAGGCAAGCCCAGAUACCGUGCGAAAAAGAUACACCGAUCCUGUGAGAGCAGUGCAGGACGAGUGGGAACAGUUGGAAGAGGAGGUAUACAAGAUGUACAUGGCAUGUCCGCAAAUUGACAAGGCAAAGGCCCUCAGCUUCUUACGCUACAUCCUCUUCGAGGCCGCUUCAGGCAUACUGGACGCGAGCAAUGCCGGAGAUGGCCAAACAGUAGUUCGAGAUGAGGGAAGAGGUGGUAUGAUGUUAGCAGAUUUUGUUACUCUCCCACAGGCAGUCGAGGCUGGGCUCGACUUGUGCCACGUCCUUGCGCUGCGGAUCUACACCUCGUCUCUGUUCCAGAUAAUCACGCGACCCUUCAGGGAGACGCAGAAUCAGGAGGGCUUUCAAGAUGAGCACCCAGUACCUGUUACUGUAUUGCUCUUGCACGAUGCACUGAAGAAGCUCCGGCAGCUCCAUCUGAAUGACGAUUCGCCAUACGAGGAGUACUGGAGAGGCAUGAACAAUCUAGACGUCUCGGGCGACUUUCUGCGCAACGGCGGGACUGAGCUGGGACCGAUGUCGACAUCUGUGAGCAAGAUCAAGCUUGGUGAGUACGCGAAUAGCGAGCACCCCCUGAUACUGCGAAUUGUCCCUGCCACGUUCAUGGAGCGCGGCAGCGACAUCUCCUGGCUGUCGCUCUACCCCGGCGAGAGGGAGGUACUGUAUCCGCCCCUGACCUACCUGGAGGCGAUCCGACAGCGCCGCAUCAAGAACUCCAAGGGGUGGGUCAUCGACGUACGGCCGCACAUCAAUUGA